AUGCUUGGGUUACACCUUAAAGGGUUUGCAAGAUGCUAAGAGAAAUUAGGUUAUUUGGGUAUUUAUAUGAAGAACACCACUUCUGUAAAAACACGGUAUAGUAUCCGAGGCUCGCCAUGGAGGAAGAAGCCACGAACGGACCAUGUCACCUUUUGGACCUGCCCUGGGAGGAUGUGCUUGUUCCGCACAUUUUGUGUUAUUUGCCACUGCAACACCUGGUCAGCCUGCAGAGGGUGAGCAAGCAGUUCCACAGCCUCAUCCAGGUGUAUCUGGCCAACUGCAGGACUUUUAGUCUGUCUUCGAUAGGACCAUGCAUUCCCAAAGAGGCGUUUUGCUCCAUGUUAAAGGACAAUAAAGUUCUGCAGAACCUGUCACUUCAGAACUGCUCAGACUGGGUGAGCGACCAGGAGCUGCUGCCGGUUAUCGGCCAGAACCAGCAUCUGCAGAGAGUGGACAUGAGCGGAUGUGCUUGGCUCACGCGCCACUCCCUGGUGGCUGUAUCCUUGAGCUGCUUGCACCUCCAGCAUCUCGGCCUGGCCCACUGCGAGUGGGUGGACAGCCUGUCCCUGCGCAGCCUGGCGGACCACUGUGGGGGGCUGCAGUCCAUUGACCUCACCGCCUGCCGUCAGCUGAAGGACGACGCCAUCUGCUACCUGGCCAAGAAAUGCUUGAAUUUGAGGUCUCUAUCUCUGGCAGUCAAUGCCAACAUCACUGAUGAGUCGGUUGAGGAGGUGGCCAAGAACUGCAGGGGCCUGGAGCAGCUGGACCUGACGGGUUGCCUGCGGGUCAGGAACCAGUCCAUAAGGACUCUGGCAGAGUAUUGCCCGAAGCUGCAGUCCCUGAAGGUGAACCACUGUCACAAUGUGACAGAGUCGAGCCUUGAUCCUUUGCGGAAGCGCAACGUGGUGAUCGACGUUGAGCCGCCGUUACAGAGAGCCCUGGUGCUUCUUCAGGACGUGCUGGGGUUCGCUCCCUUUAUCAACCUCCAGAUAUGAUCCAGCGGCAAUCUGUCUCUUCAACAGGAGCGACAGGUGGAUCAGAAGUACUAUACUAUCCGAGUGUCUGAACAGAAGACCCUGAACUCACCGUUUGUGUUGUCAUAACUUGUUUAUUUGGAUAAGAAUGACAUACAAAGUAAUAGUAAUUUUUCUUACCAAUACAUUUCUUAUUUUUUACAGAUUUCUUGGUAAGAGCAAUCCCUUUCAUCUGUGUUGCACAGACGUGUUGUUGAAAAAAAAAAAUGUCAAGACAGUUCAAGAAGAGUUGGAUGUAUUACACACAAUAAUGUGGGUUAAAUCACCGGAGUGUGAUUUAUGAUGCAAAGAUAUGACGGAACUGAAAAUAAGUGUAAUUUUGCAAAUGACUGCAAAAAACGAAAGCCAUGUACUUUUUAGAAUUGCUACCUGGUGUCCAGAAGAUGUCACUGCACUGCCCCUUAAUCUUUUGGUGUUGUUAUGAUGUGGCUUUACAGAUAAGUAAUUCUACCAAAGUACAGUGUAUUUAAUCUUUUGCUGUUGUUGUUGUUGUUUUCUUAAAGUGCAAAACUGUUAUCUUAUGUUUCAGUUAGAAACAUUUUAAAUGUUUGAGUUUAAUUGAACAUUUCAUUUUGCAUGUAUUUGCCAGCUUGAAGAGUCAGUUCAUUCAAACCACACAUAUAUUUGUCAUAUACUGUUACUCCUGUGCAGAUGCACAGAACCAAACCCUGAACUUGAAUGCAGUUCUGUUAGAAAUGUCCUGACUGCUCAGGAUCAAUCACAGGCCUCGUUGUUUUUGCCUUUUCCGUGUGACUCUUUGCAUGGCUUCUUGUUGCCAGAGAUAACGGGGAAUCGUACUCUUUGUGAACUAACCCUUUAAUAAAUCUAUAGCCUUAGUAUUUGUUUCAAAUACUCAAAGACUGUUUUCCAUUGAAGUUUGCAGGAAGAACCUGUUGAAAUGGUCCCGAUCUGUGAUACAAUAUGAAUUAUGUAAGGAAUAAUAAAAUGUUAAAAUGCCA
Salarias fasciatus (jewelled blenny) is the source of this 1993-nucleotide messenger RNA. It is a transcript of the gene fbxl15, whose product is annotated as F-box and leucine-rich repeat protein 15. The record is from RefSeq and is a predicted model, not a curated record. NCBI's taxonomy places the organism in Eukaryota, Metazoa, Chordata, Actinopteri, Blenniiformes, Blenniidae. Gene Ontology annotation, cellular component: cytoplasm. The transcript is spliced from 4 exons. The coding region runs from base 117 to 995 and encodes 292 amino acids. Gene Ontology annotation, molecular function: protein binding.